Coregonus clupeaformis (lake whitefish) is the source of this 1304-nucleotide messenger RNA. Its product is annotated as beta-crystallin A1-2-like. The transcript has 6 exons. The record is from RefSeq and is a predicted model, not a curated record. Gene Ontology annotation, biological process: lens development in camera-type eye; visual perception. Bases 306 to 896 code for a protein of 196 amino acids. Lineage: Eukaryota; Metazoa; Chordata; Actinopteri; Salmoniformes; Salmonidae. Gene Ontology annotation, molecular function: structural constituent of eye lens.
ACACUUGUCCAGAGACUUGUGUUAAUCGGCACUGGGCACGGUGCCCUGCAUUCAGACCAGUACACCAGCACACCGUGGCAGGCGGGGGAGAGCCUAAAGCCCUGUGGCUCAGUCAGGAACAAUGGAGGGCCCAGCAAUGUGCUGACUCCUACCCCGUCCCACAGGCCUGGGCUCCAUUCACCACCACUGUGUAUAAAUAGGCCCGUUUACUCAGGGGUCAGGACAUCGUUUUGUGGAGCCCCCCUUGAGCGCUACACAGCUAUUUUUUGGGGUAGGUCAGGUCAAUUAUUACUGAGAUAUCAAACAUGGCGCUGACUACUCCUAACCCAAUGGGACCAUGGAAGAUCACAGUCUACGACCAGGAGAACUUCCAGGGAAAGCGUAUGGAGUUCACUGCUUCCUGCCAGAACAUAAUGGAGUGUGGCAUGGACAACAUCCGCUCCCUGAAGGUCGAAUGUGGAGCCUGGGUAGGGUACGAGCACUCCAGCUUCUCUGGGCAGCAGUUUGUGUUGGAGCGUGGAGAGUACCCUCGCUGGGAGUCCUGGAGCGGCAGCAACGCCUACCACAUCGAAAGGUUGAUGUCCUUCCGCCCAGUCUGCUCUGCCAACCAUAAGGAGUCCAAGAUUGUGGUGUUCGAAAGGGAGAACUUCAUUGGCAAGCAGUGGGAGAUGAACGAUGACUACCCCUCCCUGCAGGCCAUGGGCUGGGGCAACAACGAGAUCGGAUCCAUGCAGGUCCAGAGUGGAGCCUGGGUGUGCUACCAGUUCCCCGGUUACCGCGGCUACCAGUACAUCAUGGAGUGCGACCGUCAUGCCGGAGAGUACAAACACUACAGGGAGUGGGGCUCCCACGCUCAGACCUUCCAGGUCCAGUCUCUGCGCCGCAUCCAGCAGUGAGAGCUUCCACGGCCUCCUCCCUUUUUCACCCCUCCUCUUCCUCCUCUCCCUCCUCCUCCUCUUAUCCUUCCUCCACCCUAUCAUUCCAAGCUUGGCCAGUAGUCCUGUCAGACCUCUAAGACCAACGGCUCCUGACGCUUCUGGUGCUCCACAGCGACAAAGAUGUUUACAGCACUUUUGUUUUGUUCCAUCGCCGAAAGAAGAAAAUCGAGAGAACGAGAGAAUAAGAAAGAAAAGAAAAGUGAGGGAUACGCCCCACAGUGAGCGGAGAGAAGGGUCUCGGGUGGUACGACUCAGGCUUUGAUGCUGUUCUCAGUGUUGUCACGGGGAAUUCACAGCCACAGUGAUCAAUAAAGAAAGAAUGAGCAACAAAAAUAAACAGCGAUACAAAAGUCUGCUAUUAACCUG